Messenger RNA from Haliaeetus leucocephalus (bald eagle), 5223 nucleotides. It is a transcript of the gene LPIN2, whose product is annotated as lipin 2. NCBI's taxonomy places the organism in Eukaryota, Metazoa, Chordata, Aves, Accipitriformes, Accipitridae. Gene Ontology annotation, molecular function: phosphatidate phosphatase activity; transcription coactivator activity. Gene Ontology annotation, cellular component: endoplasmic reticulum membrane; nucleus; cytosol. Gene Ontology annotation, biological process: fatty acid catabolic process; cellular response to insulin stimulus; positive regulation of transcription by RNA polymerase II. The record is from RefSeq and is a predicted model, not a curated record. The transcript is spliced from 20 exons. Bases 274 to 3030 code for a protein of 918 amino acids.
AUUACUUAUCUCAAAGAGCGCAAGGGGGCUGUGACAUUUCAGGCAAAGCCUAUUGGUGAGGGAGUUUCUAUGUGAGCUUUCUUAAAGAAGCGCUUCCUUUUUAAUCAUAAUACUGCGUGGGAAAGUAUAUCAAACAUUUUUGUCUUAAGAGACCAGAAGAUUUACAUAAUUCUGCUUCUACGGAAAGAGAAGAAAUGCUGAUACAACAUUCUGUUAUGGCUGUAAGCUUUGCAUUUACUUGUACUGUGGAAAGUUAGUUUCCUGUUUUCUGAGAUGCAUUUCUCAGAAAAGGAUGGUUUUGAAGAUGACUUCAAUAGAAGUGUUGCUGCCCAUGAAAGGGUUUCUUCUGGAAUCUUGUCUCAGACUAUGAACUACGUAGGACAACUUGCAGGACAAGUCCUGGUAACUGUGAAGGAGCUGUACAAAGGCAUUAAUCAGGCAACCCUUUCAGGAUGCAUUGAUGUCAUUGUGGUCCGGCAACAGGAUGGUACAUACCAGUGUUCUCCUUUUCAUGUCCGAUUUGGGAAGCUUGGUGUAUUGCGCUCUAAAGAAAAAGUGAUUGAUAUAGAAAUUAAUGGUGAUGCUGUUGAUCUUCAUAUGAAACUGGGUGACAAUGGAGAAGCUUUCUUUGUGCAAGAAACUGAGGAGGAAAAUGAAAAAGUUCCUGCAUAUUUGGCAACAUCUCCAAUACCCACUGAAGACCAGUUUUUUAAAGACACUGACAAUCAUUUGAAAUCAGGUGAAAAUGAGAGGACAUGUGCAAACUCAGAAAUUCCACAGUCUGUGGAAACAGAGACUGUAUUCACUCCAGGUUCUGUGAAAAAGAAAAAAAGAAGAAGAAAGAAAUAUAAACAAGAUAGCAGGAAGGAAGAUCAGAUCUCUUCUACUGGGACAGAAGAGAUUUUUGAAAUGGAAAUAAGCUCAGAUGAUGAAAAAACUGUUCAACCCCUAAGAGGAUCCUCAAAUUCAUCACCAAAGGGUGAAGAACAAAAAGAAUCUUUGAUUUAUCACUCAAAGGAUCAUUACCCUUUAUCUGAUGGAGACUGGUCCCCUCUGGAGAACCCUUUCUCUGAGCCAGUCUGCCCUAAAAGUGAUUCGGAACUAGAAGUUAAACCUGCUGAGAGCUUGCUCAGAUCUGAAUCUCACAUGGAAUGGACAUGGGGAGGAUUCCCAGAAUCAACCAAGAUAACCAAGAAAGAGAAACUGGAACAUCCCAGAACAGCUACCAUUACUCCAUCAGAGAAGACUCAUUUUAGAGUCAUCCUCAGCUCUGACGAAGUUGAAGAUGAUGAUGAUGUGAAAGAUUCUGUCUGUACAGUACUGAAACCUGAACCAAGAACUCAUCCUCUUCUUAAGCAGAUGGAUGUUAAAGAUUCUCUUGCUUCUGCAAUCAUAGAACCACAAGAUCCGUUGCCAUUAGAUGCUGAUCAUCAUUCCAGACUAUUGGUGGACCCUUUACCAGAAACAAAGCCAACAGCAAAAAUUGACUCUCCUUCAAAAAAGAAAGGAGUGCACAAGCGAAGUCAUCAUCAGGGGCCUGAUGAUAUUUACUUGGAGGACCUAAAGGCUUUGGAACCUGAAGUUGCAGCGCUCUACUUUCCCAAAAGUGAUUCUGAUCCAGGCUUCAGGCAGUGGACAGAGUCAGAUACCCUUUCUGGUUCUCAGUCACCCCAGUCAGUAGGAAGUGCUGCUGCUGAUAGUGGUACAGAGUGCAUGUCUGAUUCUGCUAUGGACUUGCCUGAUGUUACACUUUCACUUUGUGGAGGUCUCAACGAAAAUGGAGAGAUUUCUAAAGAAAAAUUCAUGGAACAUAUUAUAACUUAUCAUGAAUUUGCUGAAAACCCUGGACUCAUAGACAAUCCUAAUUUGGUAAUAAGGAUUUAUAACAGGUAUUAUAACUGGGCGUUGGCUGCUCCAAUGAUCCUGAGUUUGCAGGUGUUUCAGAAGAGUUUGCCUAAGGCUACUGUUGAGUCUUGGGUCAAAGAAAAGAUGCCAAAGAAGUCUGGAAGGUGGUGGUUCUGGCGCAAGAGAGAAAGCAUGACUAAACAGAUACCAGAGGCAAAAGAGGGGAAAACUGACACACAAAGAGCAAAUGAACUGCCAGCAACUAUAAAAGAGCAAGUUAAUAGUAGACCUCCAGAAGAUGAUUCUUCUAGUGAUGAAGCAUCACAGGAGUUGAAGGAAUCCCUGAAAAUAGAUUCUGCCCCAGCAGAGCAUCCAACCCAUGGGAACAUUACAUCUUACAAGAAGUCACUUAGACUGUCUUCAGACCAAAUAGCAAAGUUGAAGCUCAGAGAUGGCCCUAAUGAUGUUGUAUUUAGUAUUACAACCCAGUAUCAAGGGACUUGCCGUUGUGCAGGAACAAUAUAUCUCUGGAACUGGAAUGAUAAAAUCAUCAUAUCAGACAUUGAUGGAACAAUAACCAAGUCUGAUGCUUUAGGACAGAUCCUCCCUCAGCUUGGCAAGGACUGGACUCAUCAAGGCAUUGCAAAACUCUAUCAUUCCAUAAAUGAAAAUGGCUACAAGUUUCUGUACUGUUCCGCCCGUGCCAUUGGGAUGGCAGAUAUGACCAGAGGAUACCUACACUGGGUGAAUGACAAAGGAACAAUUCUCCCCAGGGGCCCUCUCAUGUUGUCCCCCAGCAGUUUGUUUUCUGCCUUUCAUAGGGAAGUAAUAGAAAAGAAGCCUGAAAAGUUCAAAAUCGAAUGUUUGAAUGAUAUCAAGAAUUUGUUUGCUCCCAGCAAACAGCCUUUCUAUGCUGCUUUUGGAAACAGGCCCAAUGAUGUAUAUGCCUACAUGCAAGUGGGAGUUCCAGACUGCAGAAUAUUUACUGUGAAUCCAAAGGGUGAACUGAUCCAAGAACGGACUAAGGGAAACAAAUCAUCAUAUUACAGACUAAGUGAGCUUGUGGAACAUGUGUUCCCAUUGCUUAAUAAAGAACAGAGUUCUGCAUUUCCGUGCCCAGAAUUCAGCUCCUUUUGCUAUUGGAGAGAGCCUCUUCCUGACCUUAAUAUGGACGACCUGGCCUGAAAAAUACUUCUCACCUAGAGAUGGAAUUUCAUAUUCAGCUACUCCAGUUUAAAUGUGAAGAACUUUCUUAACAAAGAUGCUAAUUUAUAUACUGGUACCAUAAGUCUUACUAAAGAAAUCACUUUAAUUCCGUUGGUUUAAAACAAAGAAAAUGCAAAGCUACUGUCAAAAAAAUUUUUUUCUUUUGGGGGGUGGUGGUGGUUGUUUUCUUUAUUGCUUGUCUUUAUAUACCUGUUCUAAGGCACUUGAGAUUGGCCUGUUAUUGAUGGUCAUGGUACCCAAGUGCUUCCGGGCAACUAAAUGCUGAGGUAAAUUAUGACUUUGCAUUUUCAUCAAUACAGACCUUAUUGUAAACACAGAUUUUUUGUUUGUUUGCUUUGGUUUUUUAUUACUCUUAAUAGUAUAUUUUCUAAAAUGAAGCCAAAAAGUAUACGGAAACUGCCAAAUAGAAUGUCAGACCUAUUAAUAAAAAACGUGGUCUAAUGUUCAGAUGGGCAAUUAGGCCAUUUUUGAAAGGAGCCAGAACCUAAAACCAGUGUGGUCUUUCUCAGCUAAAAUACAGAAUAUGUGUAGACAUUACAAGCCUGACAGACUCUGAAGAUGCAAAAUUCCUCUUUAAAUGUAAAUAUGCCUUUUGUCACAUGUACAAGACUGUGCUUGUACAAUUCAUGCUCAAACUAACUCCGCUUAUUACUUUUUUACAUGCAGUAUUUAAACUAUUUAAUGAGCUUGUUAAAAUGAAAGUUGUCUUCAGAUACUUGUAUGGCUUUUGCUGUUUUCAGGCUGCACUAUGUCAUGUUAAAUUUCCAUCAGGAAACAUCUUGAACGUUUCUGUAAGAGUUGGGGAGCUGGCAUUUUUAUUUCCUUUUUCAACACAGAGAUGAUGCAUAUGUGUGUGUAUGCUGUGUAGGCCAGUAAAACGUAUGUACAGAUUAUAUUCAGGGAAUUGUAAUACUAAAAAAAAUUAUGUAUUUAAUUGUCUACUGCAGGUCUUUCCAGAAUUCUGUAUUGAAGGUUUUCAGUAGCUGGAAGGAAAUGCAGCUCAAUAGUGAAAUUCCAGGUAUGAGAAUGGUUAAAUGCUGCAAAGCAGAAUAAAACUUUUUUUUUUGUUUUUUUUUGUUUUUAAAUUUCGGGUUAAUCAUAAACAUCAUGCUGGUCAUUCCUCAGGUUCAGAUCAGAGCCUGUGAACAAAUUGCAUUCCAAGCCUAGUGUUUAUCAGCUGUAAAAGCAGCUAGUAUUUCUCUCUCCAAAAAUACUUGAAGGCAAAGGUAGUUUUGCUUUUUGAGUUAGUGCAUUUAACUUCUGGACAAAUCUAUGAUGAGAAUGUAUCAUUCCACCAUGCCAGAGGGUUAAGGACUACUGUCAUUUAAACAUCAGCCCUGGGCUUUCUGGGCACACAGUCUUUUCUGUCACUCCUUAAGCAAGUUCCUGGGACAAUGCAAUAAAGAUCCUUCCAGGGGCAAUGCCCAGAAUUUCCACCAGGAUCUGGGCCGAGCUCUGCCCCGUACACAGCUGCCAGUGGGAGCAGGGAAGUGUGCAGGCAGGUGUGAGUGAUCUUUAGAAGGCAUUUGUAUGGCUACCUGCUGUGGUGCCUGCACCGGGGCUGCUCUUCUCACAAACAGCUUGGGCAGGCCCUUCUGCUUCAGCUUACUUGGGCUGAAUGUAGGAAAAGAGCUCUCUUCGUUUCACUACCUGCAAAAGAGUAUAUUUAGAGGAUUUUACCCACCCCCUGGAAUAUUUUCUUUCCUUUAUCAGGCUGAGUAGUCUUAACCCACAGUUCUGAUAUAAUACCAGCUAAUGCUAAACAUUUGGUGAACUGCUUGGGGGGAUCAUUUCUAGAUAACUAUGUAAAUGAAAUUACUUUCUUUUUUUGUUUUUCCUUAUAAAACACUAGUGUAUUCCUGUAUUUAUAAAACAUUAGAUAAAGAAUGGGGGGAAGCAAAAUCAACAUGGAACCUCUCUUUCAAAGCAGGAGUAUGAGUGGGAAAGAAAACAUACCUGUCUGUCACAGUAAGCCAUGUUGAUAAGUGAAUUGAAAGGCAUCCUUCUUGUUGUGCAGUAAGAACAAUACUUUCUGUGACUAUUUCAGCAAAUUCUUGGUCCUGUCACCAAUCUACUCAGAGUUUAAAUGGAUUUCACAGGAUUCAACUCAAAGGAUACUUUGCUUUUACUGGUUUCUUUUUUUUUUUUAAC